AUGGCGACCCCCGGAACCGCAGCCAAACUCCUCGGGCGCGUAGCGUCGCAGGUGUACAUAAAGACAUUUCCCGCUCCCAAGAACCUGAGCGAGCGCCGGCAGGUUCUCGCAUCGCUGCAGAAAUUCGGCGAAGUGACGACCUUCCUCAGCCUAAAAUACCAAUCCUCCAGGACAGAACUCAAAAACCACCGCCCAAUCCUCGCCAUCUUCGACUCCGGCGAUGCGGCAGACCGCGCGCGCGCCGCCUCGCCGAUAACCGUCACGCUUCAACCCGACUCCUCCGCGAAUUCCUCUUCCACCAAGGCCGAGUCACAACCCCAGACGAUAUCAUGCACGAUCGAAGCAUCCAUGCACGACCACGAUGCGUCGAUUCAGCGCAACCCGUUUCACGGGACGUACGGCACCGUCUCGAAACAUGGAACGAUCUGGCAAGAUAUGAUGGGUCCGAAGUCUCGCGUGCCGCUCAGAGGACUGGCGGAUGUGCUGCAGUCGUCUAGAAAACACUCUGUUCACCAUGAGAGCCGGUCGGGCGAGGAGUCAGAGUUGUUCAAUGACGUGAGCAGUUUAAUAGGGCUUUGGGAGGAGGGGAUGCAGAGUGCGGAGACGAAGAAGGAAGACAAGGAGUCGGAGACGGAGACGGAGAGGGAGAAGGAGGAAGAUAAACCAAGAACUGGAUUGAAGAGGGUAUCUCGGCAGAUGCAGAGGAAGGAAAGCGAAGAUGAGAGUGACUCUAUGCCUUGGGAGCGUGGGUAUUGA
Messenger RNA from Penicillium cinerascens, 756 nucleotides. RefSeq lists its product as uncharacterized. The transcript has 2 exons. The coding region runs from base 1 to 756 and encodes 251 amino acids. The record is from RefSeq and is a predicted model, not a curated record. NCBI's taxonomy places the organism in Eukaryota, Fungi, Ascomycota, Eurotiomycetes, Eurotiales, Aspergillaceae.